UCUUUUGAGUGGGUGUACGACUAUUUGGGAGGGUCUGGCAAGUGUCGCUAGUGCAACCCCCGCUACAUACAGAACUAACCCUCAACAUGAGUGUGCAGGCUGCUCCACCGAGCUAUGCGGAAGCCACAGCAGGAGACAAGGAGCAUGUAGGGGGGACAGUGGUCAUGCCCUCCUAUGGUGCCAACGGGUUGCCACCCAUGAUGUCACCACCUUCUGUCCCCUGCCAUGCCAGUUGGACCUACAUGCACCCUCGGCCCAAUCCGGGCUACACCAACCACUGCCCGUCAGAUAUUUCCUCCCACUUAUCUGAUCCCAGCACAAGCAGCUUAGAUGGAAACAAUUGGGAGGAUAAAAACAUCCGCCGCAUGUUCAUACGCAAGGUGUUCUGCAUUCUGAUGGUCCAGCUGUUUGUGACUUUUGGUAUUGUGGCUCUCUUUACAUUUUGUGAGCCAGUCCGACAGUACGUACAGUACAACAGAAUCCUCUACCUAGCAUCCUACAUCACCUUCAUGGGAACAUAUCUGGUGCUUGUCUGCAGCACUAAUGCCCGACGACAGUACCCUACAAACCUCAUUCUUCUGAGUAUCUUUACAUUAGCUAUGUCCUACAUGGCAGGGAUGCUGGCCAGCUACCACAACACUAAAGUGGUGAUGCUUUGCAUUGGUAUCACUGCCCUAGUGUGUCUGUUCAUCACACUGUUCUGUUUCCAAACUAAGUUUGAUUUGACAUCUUGCCAUGGUCUGCUGUUCUCUUUCAUGAUGGUGCUCAUGAUAACAGGGCUGCUGCUCCUGUUUACUGUUCCCUUUGGUUAUAUUCCUUGGUUGCAGACCAUGUAUGCUGGACUUGGCGCCCUGGUGUUCACAUUGUUCUUGGCGUUUGAUGUGCAACUGUUGAUGGGAAACAGACGUUACUGUCUAAGCCCAGAGGAACAUGUGUUUGGAGCCUUGUGUCUCUACAUGGAUGUGGUCUACAUAUUUUUCUUUCUCCUACAGCUUUUUGGCAGUCAGGAAUGAGCAGAACCUCAGUGAAGUGUUUUUGUUUCAAUGGCAUCCCAAGCAGAUAAAAAACUGAUAUACAUGUUCACACAUUUACAGACACACAUUUAAGGUUCACAUUCUGAACCUUAAAGAUAAAGUGACAAGCACAUUUAAUUUGUGAAAGUAUGGGCUUUAUUUACAUUUCUGGAUUUUAGGGUAAAGACAAAUGGAUUAUGUGAAGACAACUUGAAAUAUACUGUGGUAUUUAAACCUUUAUGUCUACUAGUAUUGAAACAGAGAUGUAUGCGUUUCUCUGCCUCUGACCUCACAGAAAUGUUCUUACACUGAUAACAUGCACACACAUACUUAAGUUGUCUGCAUUGCACUACUGUCUCCUGCAAUAUUAUACUCUUAUGUUUCAUGUUACCUCCUUCUUGUGAAUCACCUUCUACUGGUGAUUGAGCAAUGCCACCCAAUCACUGACUGUGGUGGGAGAGGCAAACACAACUGCCUUUUAUAGAGUUGUGGGUCAGUACUUUCAAUUGUUUAAUCUCUUUUUCCAUCAGCUGUGGACCCAAUGUAACGAGUAGCUAGCUAGGAUCCCAUAUAUGUUUAAGUCAUGAAAUUGGUAUAUAUGUUUGUUUUGCGAUGUUUUCUUAGUUUUUGGUAUUGGUACUGUAUGCAACUUUUUCUCAUCCUUGUUAUUGCUUUAUACACCUACCAGAAGACAGUGCAUGCUUUUAACGUUGAUGUACAUUCAUGUUAUGGUACAAUCUACUUUGACGCAAUGUUGUCUGACAAUUCUACCCAAUCAACUAUUUUAGGGUAUUUAUAUAAAAAUACAAGUAUCAGAUAUUUACGUUAUGUGGACCUACAAAAGAAGUACUUAGGGAGCCAUCAUUGUUAUGGUAACAACAUGAGUGCUUAUUCAGGUGCUGUUUACCAGCAUUUUAAACCAUUAUUACAAUAUUGUGUUUCUAAGUUUUAAACAUUCAAUACGUUUUUGUAAGAUAUUUUGUUUUAAUGUUGGUUAUUAUUACAAACAACAAUCAAUAAUUGAUCUAUGUUCUCUAAUGACCAAUUUUCUUCUCGCAAAUUUGAUUAUGUUGAUAAAUAUUAUAAAUAUUUAUUUUUCCUGUGGUUUACACUAUGUAAUGCACUAUACUCAAUAAAUGAAAUCCCAAGAUAAUGAGAUGGUUGACUAUGAUAUAUGUAUGAUACAUAAGUAGGUAUAUUAGUAAUGUGCUUUGUGUGUUGUGUCUCUGUUAAGAGAGCCUGUAUGAGAGUAUGAUCUCAUAUUUUUUGCAUUAAGGGCUUCUGUCUCAAAUGCCCUUCUAAACCUAUAUUUUACUAUUUUAGGCCCUCAACCUGAAUAGUAAAAAAUGAGAAUAAAUCUAUACUCUGUUUUGUGAGAUGUUAUUUUUCUGUUUAUUUAUGAAAUAAAGUAAGUUUGUG
This is a messenger RNA of Hypomesus transpacificus, 2432 nucleotides long. RefSeq names its product Fas apoptotic inhibitory molecule 2a (gene faim2a). NCBI's taxonomy places the organism in Eukaryota, Metazoa, Chordata, Actinopteri, Osmeriformes, Osmeridae. Gene Ontology annotation, cellular component: Golgi apparatus; membrane; endoplasmic reticulum. The coding region runs from base 87 to 1013 and encodes 308 amino acids. The transcript has 12 exons. The record is from RefSeq and is a predicted model, not a curated record. Gene Ontology annotation, biological process: negative regulation of apoptotic signaling pathway.